CGCUGCCAGAGCGCUCAGUCCCUCGGCCGCUGCGCAGCGCGUCUGUCCGUCCCCGGAGCCGCUCCGUGCCGCAGUCCCCGCGAGUCCCCGCCGCUCCGCGCGCAGCAUGGCGCCCCCCCAGGCCCGAGCCUUCGGGCUCCUGCUCGCGGUGGUCACGGCGACGCUGGCCGCGGCUCAGCAAGAAUGUGUCUGUGACAACUACAAGCUGGGGACAGGCUGCUUUUUGAAUGAAAGAGGGGAAUGCCAGUGUAAGUCCCUUGGCACAUCGAAUACUGUCCUGUGCUCCACAUUGGCAUCCAAAUGUUUGGUGAUGAAGGCGGAAAUGGCUCACAGCAAGUCUGGGAGGAGGCUGAAACCUGAGGGGGCGAUCCAGAACAACGACGGCAUCUACGAUCCCGACUGUGACGAGCACGGGCUCUUUAAAGCCAAGCAGUGCAAUGGCACCUCCACGUGCUGGUGCGUGAACACUGCAGGGGUCCGGAGAACCGACAAAGACACAGAAAUAACGUGUUCCGAGCGAGUGAGGACCUACUGGAUCAUCAUUGAACUAAAACACAAAGAAAGAGAAAACCCUUAUAACCUUCAGAGUCUGAAGACUGCACUUCAGGAUACGUUCUCAUCUCGAUACAAACUGCAUCCAGCAUUUAUCAAAAAUAUUCUGUAUGAGAAUAAUGUUAUCACUAUCGAUCUGAUGCAAAACUCUUCUCAGAAAACUCAAGAUGAUGUGGACAUAGCUGAUGUGGCUUACUAUUUUGAAAAAGAUGUGAAAGGGGAAUCCUUGUUCCAGUCUUCUAAGAAAAUGGACCUGAGAGUCAAUGGAGAACAGCUUGAUCUGGACCCUGGCCAGACCCAGAUUUACUAUGUUGAUGAAAAGGCCCCUGAGUUCUCAAUGCAGGGUCUCACGGCUGGCAUCAUCGCUGUCAUUGUGGUGGUGGCAUUAGCAAUCAUCGCGGGGGUAGUUGUGCUGAUCAUUACUACGAGGAAGAAAUCAGCAAAAUAUGAGAAGGCUGAGAUAAAGGAGAUGGGUGAGAUCCAUAGAGAACUCAAUGCCUAACUGCUCUGCUCUGAGAAUGGAACUACCAGAGGAGAAAUGGCAAAAGAACUCAGACUGCAAAUGUACAAACGUGGGACAAGAUGAAGACCUUUAAAGGGUUACUGUCCUGUUAGUUAAUACCACGUCUUUGUAAUAGUGAAAUUUAUACUCAUAAAUACAAGCAGCUUGACAUUGGCAUUACCAAUCUUGAAAUUAGACAGAUGUCUUAUAUAUGCAGGCCAGUGUGGAGCUCAGAACUUAGCCUGCAUAGUUAAAAUAAUUUAUGCUUAAUAUUGAGAGUGUCACAGACAUUCCACGGGAGAAUAUGAUGACCAGUCUCAUUUUCUGAUUUAAGCUACCUUUCUAUAUACCCGAGUCUUGUACAUAAUAAACUUUUUUUAAUGAAAUAAAACAUUUUAAAACUGA
Molecule: messenger RNA, 1459 nt
Organism: Microtus ochrogaster (prairie vole)
Lineage: Eukaryota; Metazoa; Chordata; Mammalia; Rodentia; Cricetidae
Gene: Epcam
Product: epithelial cell adhesion molecule
Cellular component (GO): membrane; bicellular tight junction
Molecular function (GO): cadherin binding involved in cell-cell adhesion
Source: RefSeq, a predicted model, not a curated record